This is a messenger RNA of Danaus chrysippus (African queen), 1836 nucleotides long. Lineage: Eukaryota; Metazoa; Arthropoda; Insecta; Lepidoptera; Nymphalidae. The record is from the annotation of a GenBank genome assembly.
AUGAGAAAGAAGUUAGAACUUGAGGAGAAACCUAUUUGCAAUGUUGUUUCAGUAUAUAGAGAAAGAGGAAAUUACUUGCAACGCUUAGAGCAAUUCGAGAAAGCAAUUUUGGCCUACAACGAAGCGCUGCGAUGGAAUAAAACAGACGUGCGUUCCCUGCUGGGUCGGAGUUUGGCUCGAGCUAAAGCAACUUAUUAUACUGGUGCCUUAAGAGACGCCGCUCGAGCAGCUGAAUUGGAGCCAGAAAAUCUUACGGCUUUACAGAUAAAAGCUCAAACGGAAUAUGAAAAGUGUGCUUUUGAACGAUCGCUUCUGCUUUCAUACAGAGGACAACGACUCCGUAAACUGCCACCAAAUUUUGAGGACUGUGCUAGAUGUGCAGAAGAAACGAUACGAGAAUGCACCGGUCUGAGUGCUUCUAAAAUUAUGUUAGCUGCCGCAAAAUUAUCUCCACCAAUCAAUUUGCUACAAGAUUCACAAAACGGUACAUCAAGAACUACAAUCCGAAAAAGUCGGAUGCAAUCAGAGUCAACACCACAGGUUCAAGAAAUAUCUCGAGUGGAGAGGAAACGAAACGAAAAUAUCAGUCGUCUAAUGGCAUCCAAAUAUUUGGAACAAAUGGCUCACGACAAAUAUUUCUUAACAGCGUUAUAUAAGGAUGAAAGAAUUAUUUCCGCUAACAAGAAAGGAUCAGAAGAAUUACGAGAACUAGCUAGAAGUGCGCUUGCUGACGUUGAAAAACGACAAGAAGUUCUUAGAGAACGUAGACCGCUGUAUGCAGCACGAGCUCCAGAAUCAGAGGCUCGAGCAAGAUUAUCGAAAGCCCGAAAGCAAAGAAUCUUCAAUGCUCAACGCCAGCACAUAACAGAUGCUCGCCGCUUAAUAAAUGCAACACAAGAAAUGUACGAAAAACAUGAUACCUUAAAAUGUCUGGAAGCCGCUGAAUUUGGAAUGGAACAGUUAGCAAGAAUACCAGCAAGAUUACUACCGGGGAAGGAGAAACUUUUACAGGAAUUACAUGACAUAGUAGCAGAAGCUUUUCUGGACCAGAAACGUGUUAAAAAAGAAAUGAGCGAAGGAGAUCGUGAGAAAAGAGCUUUUAUACUAUUAGGAAUACCGAUAUCUAGAGAACCGAGUCGAGAUUCAAUCUUACGUACUCGUCCACCAGCACCUUGUCGGGACGCUAAACGAAGACUACGUACGCUAGAACGUUGUUUGACUCUAAGUAGUCAUGCUUCUGAACGCUGUUACGUCCUGCAUGAGUUAUCUCGUCUUCAUAUUGACAUUAAACAAGCGCACAGAGCUCGAUUUUAUGCUUCUAAGUGCCAAUCAGAAUCCAGAUCCGCAAACCAACGACUAUGGCUUAUCAAUGCUACAUUACUAUUGGCACGUUGUCAUAUCUUACAGAACAAUCGCCCUGAGAGUCGUGCUACAUUAUUAGAAGGGGCAGGACUUGCAAAAUCUUUUGGAUAUCCAGAUGUUGCUUCCUUCUUUGACACGUGUGUAGAUAUAUCUCUUGAGGGUGAACUUGGUUCAAAUGAUUCAAUAUUGGAAAAGCGUGAAAAAGCUGUGGUCAACUUAAUGCAAGACGAGGACAUGCGACAGGCAGCUCAACAUUUAUUCCGAAGAAUGUCCGCCAUACCCGCAUCGAGGUAUAUUAAUCCUAUUAGUUUCGUGUACAAGAACAUAUAUACCAUCCGUAGAUUUUGUAUGAAUAAUAACGAAGUAACGAGGAAAUAUUUGUUUAUUUGUUCCAAACAUUUCGGAUUUGGUAAAAUGUUUGAUCAACUACUCGAACAAAUCGAAAAUUCUAUUACUCAUUUUAAUAAACAAUAA